Kluyveromyces marxianus DMKU3-1042 is the source of this 1542-nucleotide messenger RNA. It is a transcript of the gene FEN2, whose product is annotated as putative transporter SEO1. The record is from RefSeq and is a predicted model, not a curated record. The transcript has a single exon. NCBI's taxonomy places the organism in Eukaryota, Fungi, Ascomycota, Saccharomycetes, Saccharomycetales, Saccharomycetaceae. Gene Ontology annotation, biological process: transmembrane transport. Gene Ontology annotation, cellular component: membrane. Gene Ontology annotation, molecular function: transmembrane transporter activity. The coding region runs from base 1 to 1542 and encodes 513 amino acids.
AUGUCCAAGAUGACAAUAAAAAAAAUAGAAAGUGAUUCUUCAGAAAGAGAAAAAAAUAUAGUAAAUAUUGAUGAGGUCAGCUCUACUUCAUCUCGAGAAAUUGAAAAACGCCAAGAAAACAAAAUAGGAACUAAAAAAUUUGGUGUAUCAUUCCGUUGGCAUGAACCUGGUACGUCUUCCAAGGAAAAAUGGCUUAUUUUCAAACUUGAUGUUUUUAUAUUAACCUAUUCGUGCCUUGCUUGGUUUUUAAAAUACCUUGACCAACAAAAUAUUACAAAUGCUUACGCUAAUGGUAUGAAAGAGGAUUUAAAGUUGAAUCAGAAUCAACUAUCUUGGCUUAACACAUAUUUUUCAAUAGGAUCUAUCAUAGGAAGUAUUCCAGCAGCACUUUUAAUAACAAAGUUCAGGCCUAAUAUCUACCUUCCUGCUGUCGAUUUUCUAUGGUCGGUUUUUGUCCUUUUACUUUACAAAUGUACAAAAGUUGAGCAGAUGUAUGCCCUUAGGUUCUUUUGUGGCUUUGCUGAAUCUAGUGCAAAUCCAUGUAUACACUUUUUGUUAGGCAGUUUCUACAAAAAGUCAGAAUUGGGUAGAAGAUCGGCUUUCUUCAUAAUAUCUGGUGUCAUAUCGCAGGCCAUAUCGUCAUUUAUUAUGAAUGGACUCAACAAAAGUUUGGAUGGAAAGAAUGGUCUUCCUGCAUGGAGAUGGUUAUUCAUUAUUGAUUUUAUCAUUGGAAUUCCAAUAGUGAUAUGGGGUUAUUUUGCCAUUCCACAACUCCCAUCACAAGGAGCAAAGGCAUUUUAUUUGAACAAGUGGGAGCGUGAAAGAAUAGUGGAAAGAAUUGAAGAAGACGGCAGAACCCAAACUGACGAGAAAUGGAGUAAAAGUACUUUGUAUAGAAUGAUUGUUGCUUGGCAACCAUGGGCUUUCACGCUUGCAUACUCUUUUUGGCAACUAACUGCCGCAUCUUAUUCAAUGCAGUUCUUCACCCUAUAUCUGAAAGCCAAAAAAACAUACACCCAAACGCAGAUUAACUACAUUCCGGAUGGAAUUAGUUGUGUGAAUCUUAUCACAAUGAUAGCAAGUGGUAUUGUCAUAGAUAUUAUUGGGAAGAGAUGGCAAGUCUGCCUUUUCGUUGGUACUUUAUUAACCGUUGCCUUUGCUAUAUUGAGAUCAUCAAAUGAAGGUGUCAAGAUAAGAUUCUUUGGUUAUAUUUUGACAGGAGUUUACGGAUGUUUCACCCCAAUUUUAUCAGGUUGGGCUAAUAUAGCAUGUAAAAAUGAUCCUAAGUUGAGAGCAUUUUCCUUGUCAGUAAUGAUAGCAAUAGGAACGGCAGCCGGCACACCAUUUCAGCAGUACGUUUUCCCUAGCAGCCAAGCACCUUUUUACAGAAAAACCGGGGGGUUUUCAUAUUCGGUUGCUUUCACCGUACUUCUAACUGUAGGGACUGGUAUUGGUAUACCAUUAAUUGAGUCGAGGUUCGAAAAGACUGAAAAGACUGAAAAAAAUGAAGAACAGCCCUUUCCCUUGGAAUUAGAAGCCUGA